CACAGUGGUGAUGGUUUUGGUGAUGAUUCUCGUCCCCGCUUUCCUUCCUCUACACAUCACGACGUCCAUUACCCAUGCCUUCUUCCUUCUCCUCUCCGUUCUCCUCGCUCUCCUCGUCCUCUUCUGCAGACUGUUUGGCUCCAGCAGGGCCUUCGCAAUCUGAAGCACACCCGCACAUUCUGCGUACAUCCUACAACUUCUGGUCGGAUCACCUGUCCCGCAGAUGGCCCGUCUCUUAUUGAUUGCCAGUCUUGUCGGGGCGCGCGGGGCCGCUGGCCUGGGUGCGGCCCCCGCCGAUUCCAGCAUGAUACAGUUUGGAACAGCUGUGGACAAGAGCAACACCUCGCAGCAGAGAACGGCAGCGUUCGCGCCCGCGUGCAAAAUCAUAUCUGGAGAUGUUUGAAUUAAAUAGUCUCUUACAAUUUCCAGAGCAACGCAAUGCCAUGCAACACCACGCCGCAAGGCAAAGCAACUUCAGCAACAUCAAACGUUGAGUGAGCAGUUUGAUAGUAGUGCUGGGCAUAUGAGGACAACAUUGUAGGUUUGCGUGGGCCCAGGAAUAUGGAAAAGUUGACUGAGCAAUUUGAGAGUACGGCUCGGGAUGUGCUUGUGACCGUUAAGCUGGCAUGGUUAUAAUUGCGCGCUCGGAGAGCUCUUGAAGGAUCUGGGAUAAGCUCGGCGAGCGCAGCACCCAAGCACCGAUAAUAAGCUAAAUAGCAGGCCUGUCCUACGCGGUAUGACUUCGUUGCCAGCGACGGCAUAGGUUGGGGGCAAACGCACGGUGAUUGGUGGAUGGGCGGCGGCACCAAGGAGUACACGUUUACCGCGGAAGCAGGUUGCCCGCAAACUGUUGCCCUCCAGGUUACAUAUGCGAAGAGGAUGACACGAAACAGCCAGCAAACAGCAACCAUCGGAAGUUCAUCGGUUACAUACAACUUGCCAACGACAGGUGGUUGGUCACCGUCAUCUGAGCAGGUACUUGCCGUAAACCAUUGGUUUACGCUCACAACGGGGGCCAACACGCUCAGAGUGACAGACGACGAUGGUCAAAACACAAGGUUGUUCACAUUGACCACAUCGACUCAUCAGG
Prorocentrum cordatum is the source of this 1090-nucleotide messenger RNA. The record is from the annotation of a GenBank genome assembly. NCBI's taxonomy places the organism in Eukaryota, Dinophyceae, Prorocentrales, Prorocentraceae.